This is a messenger RNA of Branchiostoma belcheri (Belcher's lancelet), 2968 nucleotides long. Its product is annotated as gamma-tubulin complex component 5-like. Gene Ontology annotation, molecular function: gamma-tubulin binding; microtubule minus-end binding. The record is from RefSeq and is a predicted model, not a curated record. Gene Ontology annotation, biological process: mitotic cell cycle; cytoplasmic microtubule organization; spindle assembly. NCBI's taxonomy places the organism in Eukaryota, Metazoa, Chordata, Leptocardii, Amphioxiformes, Branchiostomatidae. Gene Ontology annotation, cellular component: spindle pole; centrosome; equatorial microtubule organizing center. The transcript is spliced from 22 exons. Bases 4 to 2748 code for a protein of 914 amino acids.
AAAAUGGCGGCUUGGCGGAAAGAGUUUGAAAAGGAUGCCAGAGCUCUAAUCAGAUCUGUCACGGGGUUCCAGGAAGGAGAUGAGCACUUCAGCACCUGUCUGGAAUUUGUCACAUCAAACUUCAGAUUUCAUAGAUAUCUGGAUGUGGACAGCCAUAAGGUUCAUAGGAUUAUAGAUGGCUUGUGUGACAAGUACAUAGUUCACUCCAAGGCAGACACUGCUGACAUACUGCAGAGUCUAGUGUUGAAGCUACUGGAUCUGCCCAUCACCCAGGAGAAACCAUGUAGUAAGAGUGACACCCACUACUCUGUGUUGUCCUUGCUGUUGUCUCUAUCUGAGACACCCACCAGUCUGGACUAUCAACAGCCAGUCUCAGCCCACCCACAAGAAGAACCAGAUUUAUUUGAUUGGCCUAGCUACUUGAUGGAGGGAAUAGACAUAGAUACAGGACCAUUUCCUGAAACACCACCCUGGUCUGAUGAUGAUGAUGAUGAUGAUGACAGUAGGACCAGUUCUGACGAUGACUCACCAGGUUCCCUGUCCAACAGUCAGCAGCUGGACACGGUCAGAAGGGACUUUGUGCAGUGCACAGACCAAAGCUGGUUGCCGAAAGCUGAUUGGUUGAAGAACAACGUUAUGGUGCAGUACUGGGGUGAACGACCUCAAACCAUGGAGCUGACAAACACUCAUCACGCUGCCAACCUCACUAACGUCUGGGAGCUGCAUCAGUACAGCAGUGAUCCGUUCUACAAACCUGCAGACAGGACAGGUCUGACUGAGACCCAGGCUGCCAGGGAGAGUGUGUGGGUGUUGGGGGGCUGUCAGCAGUCUUUUCUCUACAAGUACAGGGAGCAGAAACUCCUUCUCAUCAACAACAUCAAGGUGUCCCACAUCACUCCUGACGCCUUACAGAGUAUACUACAGAAGAUAGCCUGCUAUGGUAACAUCACACACGCCCUACAUCACAUGAUAGACAGUGUGAUCACACGAUCGUUCUGUGGUGAGACCAGUGCUCCAGUGAGCCGUACACACCAGGCCUUCACAUCAGCACUACUCACAUGUCUGCAAGACUUCAACAGGAACCUGGCUACUCUGGAGAGAAGACUGGUUUCACAAGAUGAGCUGGUUACCUUGUCCACCAUGAUGGAGACACUCCAACAGCAGUUUGAAGAAUUAGAGAUGAUGUAUGCAGUGUACCAGCUGGGUGUGGUCACUCCCUCCACAGACAAGACCACUGAUGUCCUGAAGGCCUCCAGACUGCUGUCAGUUCUGUACCAGAACAUUCUACACUUCAACACUCUGGGAGAUGCUGCAAACACAAAGCUACAGUUGUUGUUGCCCCUCUGGAUCCACACAUUACGUCCGUACUUAGAGAUGAUUGAUGGAUGGGUCAACAAAGGUAACCUCAUCGACCCUGCCAGGGAGUUCAUCAUACAGAGAAAUGGAGAUGUAGAUGUUUUACAUGAAGACUUCUGGGAGGCAGCGUUCCGUGUGUCCUGUACACCUGUACAGCAGGACAUGUCAGGUCCUGGAGGGUCCCUGAAGGAGGAUAACUUACCUGACAGGGAGACAGGCACAGAAGGAAGAGAGCAGCAUGAAGAAGAGUACAUCCCAGUGUUCCUGAAGUCAGUGUUUAAGGAGAUCAUUCUGGCAGGGAAGUCCAUGGAACUACUCAAGGCACUGGGCAAGAUGGGCGGGAGAGUCGAGUUCCCAGUGCCCCUGUAUGAAGAGUUUGUACAGUCCCUGAAGGUGUUUCUGGAUGUGACUGAUGAUGUAGACCACACAGGACCAGGACUGAGUCCCUCACCCCCAGUACACACAGACCUGGUGUCUAACACCAUGUUACACAGAGUACUGGACACAGCUGUGAAGGACAGCCUGCUACAGAAGAACUUUGUACAGGCCAUUGUGUUAAAGUCUGCAGAAACAGAGCUAGAUGGAGGAAGACCUGUAGUGCCUGUAGAAGGAGGCCAGCCUGUCCAGUUGGCCCUACAGAGGUGCCUGUAUCCUCACAUCUUACAGAGGUGCAACACUGUCAGCAGACUGCUGGUGGAACUCUUAAAAACAGAGUAUCAACUGGGAGACUACCUGCAGGCCAUGCAUAAUUUUUUCCUGAUGGAGGCUGGUGAUGCCAUGCACAACUUCUGCACACCUUUAUUUGCCCAGCUGAGUGGUGGUGAGGAGUGGCAGGAUGUUUCCAUGUUGAACUCCCAGCUGCACAGCGCUGUACAGCAGCAUUACAACCUGAGCAGCUCGGCUGUUCAGACUGUUCCUGAGGGACCAGCGGAGACAGAGGAUGUCCCUGCCAGACAGAAGGAACACAGGAUGCACCUCCUGAGACUGAGACUUCUACACUUCAUCAACGCUCUGCACAGCUACUUCAUGACCAGGAUCCUCUACACAACAACUCUGGAGUUCCAGAAGGAAUUAUCUGAGGCUUGUGACUUGAGUCGAGUGAUCGAGGCACACACAGCCUUCCUGACUAAGCUGUACCAGAGGUGCAUGUUACACAAGAAGGCCGGGUUGUUAAAGAUGGCUGUCAGGAGAAUGUUGAACAUGGCGGUGAGUUUCCAGACCCUGUGGGGCCGUGGUCUUCACAAUAUCAGCCUUGAAUCACUGGAAACAAUUGAAGAUGACUUCAAGAAAUGCAAUGAUUUCCUGGGAUCAUUCUUCAUCAACAUGUCCCGUAGAGGGUCCUUCCCACACAUGGAGUCCCUGGCCUUGUCUCUCAGGAUGGGGGGGACCUAGAAGGUCUGAUGUGUGUUAGGAUUACUGUUCAAGAGACAGACACAGUCGUCGUCUUUUUUCAACCAGCCUUCAUUUACAUUGUACAAGCCGUUUUGCUCUUCUUGAUUUGGGGAUGCGUAAAAAAAUAAGAGCAAGGUCUGUUGCUAUUACAUGUAUAUACAAGCCCCAGUUCUACAGUGCAAGCAUGUCUAACCCUCGGAUGAUGCGGAACAACAGACGA